GCUUCUACGGCUCAGAUUUUGUCCAUUUCAUUCUUCGCAAAAGUACGACAUUUGUAGUUCGCAUGCUAAUAGCAUGCUAACAGUUGACGCUGCAGGUGAGCUAGUGGUGCCACGGAUGUGAUUCGCUGGAGAUGCGAUUGAAUGACGGAGGAACCUUGGAAACCAGUGCCCCCCCUCUCGAGGUCGAAUAAAGUCACCCAUAGACUGCUCGCCUCGCUGUCCUCUCUCAUGCCGACUUGGAAUACUCGAGCCUGUUGACAUAGCCCCCCCGCGUCUCUUGGCUGCUCAGCAUUAGCCCGCGGCCAAUUACGCCGUUAUGGAAGGACACAAGCGCUCCAAGUCCACCAAGGUCAAAGCUCUCCUGUCGCGCGUAUCUUCGAAGAACGACAUAACAGACGAGUCCCCUCCAACAUCCUCAGGCGCCUCCAUGACCUCGCAACCGCCUGCGGGGCACCACCGAAGCCUCUCCAAGAAGCACCAACCCCACCUCUCGACCAACAUGUCCAGCUUGAGCACUGCGCAGGACGGCUUAAGCCCCCCCUCACCAAGCUUUGCGCCGUCACCAAGCUCGCCCACGACCAAGCCCAGCUCGAUAGAGCAGUCGGUGAAGCUGUUCCGCGUCUUCGAGUCGCUGCGCAAUGGCGAUACAGCAGCCAUCUCCAAGGCCAUACGCGAGCAGUCGGCGCCGGCAGAGAAUGAGGACAGUAGAGCAUCGCUCACUCUUCCCAGCGCACGCACAGAAGGUACAUCUAUACUCCACCUAGCCAUACAAUGCGCCGAGGUUCCCGUUAUCGAGUUUGUCUUGUCCAACACCACCGCGAAUGACGACUCACCCAUCGACGUCAACGGUCGCGACCGUGACGGUAAUACCCCGCUCCAUUUGGCAGCAACCCUUGGGCGGACUCCCGUAGUGCGAAUGCUGCUCGACCAGCCUGGCAUCAACGACUCCAUCACCAACUACAAUGGUCAGACGCCUCUAGAUUUAGCUCGAACGCCCGACAUUUUCCAGCAGCUGCAGCUCGCGCGGUCGAUUUUCAUCGACACUAAUGUGAAGCGGAUACAACAACUGGUAACGGCAGGAGAUAUGGAAACGCUAGAGAAGAUAUUGCAAGAUGGCAGGAUCAAGAGCACCCUCGACGUCAAUGGCGGUGAACUUGCCACAGAUCCAGUCGUCGUCGACGCUGGAGGUACUCUCUUGCAUGAAGCAGCCAAGAAGAAGGACGUGAAACUGGCCCAACUUCUGCUGCUCAAUGGAGCGGAUCCGUUUCGCCGUGAUCGCAAGGGCAAACUUCCUCAAGAUUACACAAAGGACGACCGCACACGCGCCAUCUUGAAGCGCUCGCCUGCCGCGGCAGCCGCGCAACGAGGCAUCCAAGAGAAGACUAUUCUUGCAGGCGCGUCACCGGGUGCGGCUGCAAUGGACAGUGGAAUGGGCGUUAAAGAGUCCCGUGAGAUGAAGGGUUAUCUUAAGAAGUGGACCAACUACACAAGCGGCUAUAAGCUUCGAUGGUUUGUGCUUGAGGAUGGUGUGUUGAGCUACUACAAGCAUCAAGACGAUACUGGCUCUGCAUGCCGUGGUGCCAUUAACAUGCGCAUAGCGAAACUGUACAUGGACCCUCAAGACAAACAGCGAUUUGAGAUACAAGGCAAGUCAUCGGUCAAGUAUCACCUCAAAGCAAAUCACCAAGUGGAGGCAAAACGAUGGUAUUGGGCACUGAACAACGCGAUUCAGUGGGCUAAGGACGAGGCGCGCGAAGAAGAGAAGCGUGCCACUCAAGAUCAAGAAACACUCAAGCAAGCCAAAAUCGAGCAGAUCAAGGGCGAGGGUGAUGCUUCGAGCCUCACCAGCUCCCGCAUGACCAGUUCGAAGAAUCUUGCUCCUUCCACUUCACUAGGCGUUCCACUCACGAGUCAAGAUGCCACAUCUUCAAGAACCGCGGUUAGUAUGACAGAGGAUCCUGGAAGUGCCUACGAACCCAGCUACUCUGGUCCUGAGCUAGGACGAAUGGUCAGCCAUUUAGGCACGACUACAGUGGCUGGCGACGACGAUGACGACGAUGAUUAUGACGACAGCAGCAGUCACGAGUUGAAGCCGCAAAGCAAAGACGCGUUCAACAUCACAGCUCAGUCCGCGAAGCUGCAGCUGGAGCUACUAACGUCGGUCUCUGCAGCAUUGCAAUCAGAGAAGAACAAGAAUCCAACUAUUCAACUAGCAGAUCCGUUAAUGCUGCAAGCUCUGGCUUCUUACGACUCGGCCAUCGGCAACCUCAAAGGUCUCAUUGGAGAUCUGUUGCGUAUAUCAAGAGAUCGUGAUGCUUAUUGGCAGUACCGGCUAGAUCGCGAAGCUAACGUGCGGCGUAUGUGGGAGGAAAGCAUGGCCAAGGUGGCGAAGGAGCAGGAAGAGCUUGAGAACAAACUAGACGAAUCCGAGCUCAAGCGUCGGAAAACAAAGACAGCGCUACGAGAGGCUUUGGAAGACUACGAGCUUACCGGACCCGGACCUGCUGUCAAAGAUGAUGAGGAUGAAUUCGUCGAAGUGGCAGAAGACGCCGAGCAGCAGAGAUCGAAACCUAGCCAAAAGGUAAGGAGAAAAGCUACUUUCGCAGACAUUGCUGCCGACAUUUCGGAGUCUGAAUCAGAAGAUGACGAGGAGUUCUUCGACGCCGUCGGUGCUGGUGAGGUCGAAGUCGUUGAGAUGCCGGCUGCAAGCCCAGGUUUGGAGGAGACAGAGAUUCCACCAUCCACCGAAGACUUGUUCGAAAAGAAACACAGUGAGAUCGCCACUGCUUGGGCUGGAUACGAGGACGGUCCACGAAAGAAGCUCGCCAUGGAUGCGGAUGAGAGGCCUAAAAUCUCGCUUUGGGGAAUCCUUAAAUCCAUGAUUGGCAAGGACAUGACGAAGAUGACUUUGCCCGUCUCAUUCAACGAGCCCACCUCGUUACUUCAACGUGUCGCUGAAGACAUGGAAUAUACCGACCUUCUCGACACAGCAGCCGAGCGAGCUGACUCUACUGAACGACUACUUUACGUUGCGGCUUUUGCUGCGUCUGAGUAUGCGUCAACUAUCGGGCGUGUUGCCAAACCGUUCAACCCACUUCUUGCCGAGACAUACGAAUAUGCCAGGCCAGACAAGGGUUAUCGCUUCUUCAUUGAGCAGGUCAGCCAUCACCCACCGGUCGGUGCUGCUUACGCCGAAUCGAAGAAGUGGGACUACUAUGGCGAAUCCGCUGUCAAGUCCAAAUUCUACGGCAAGUCUUUUGAUAUCAAUCCGCUCGGAACCUGGUUCUUACGCCUUCGUCCUACUUCCGCGGGUGGGCAAGAGGAGCUAUACACAUGGAAGAAGGUCACCUCGUCCGUUGUCGGUAUCAUCACUGGGAAUCCAGUUGUCGACAACUAUGGCCCAAUGGAGAUUCGAAACUGGACGACGGGCGAAGUGUGCCACCUCGACUUCAAGGCACGUGGAUGGAAGGCUUCGUCCGCAUUCCAAGUAGUUGGAAAGGUCCUCGAUGCUCAAGGUCGCGUACGCUGGUCCGUUGGCGGACGCUGGAACGACAAGAUCUAUGCUCGUUUCACGCCCGGUUUCGAGGACGCCGACAUCGACAAGGGCGGAAGCAAAACCAAACACGACGAAAGCAAAGCCUUCCUCGUCUGGCAAGCACACGAACGACCCACCGGUAUUCCGUUCAAUCUCACUCCCUUUGUGGUCACUCUCAACGAUAUUCCUGAUAAGCUACGGCCGGUCGUUGCGCCUACGGAUACAAGAUUGAGACCUGAUCAGCGCGCCAUGGAAGAUGGCGAAUACGACUUUGCUGCCACUGAGAAAAACAGGGUAGAAGAGAAGCAGCGUGCGACGAGACGGCAGAGGGACGAGAGAGGGGAGGAGUUUGUGCCCAGGUGGUUCACAAAGGGCCGUUGCGACACGACAGGAGAAGAGUACUGGGUGUUCAAUCACGAGUACUGGAAGACCCGAGAUAGGGUGGCUAAAGGUGAGACGAAGUGGCAAGAGGAAGGUCUGGAAGAUAUCUUCUAGGCUCAUUGGCUCGGGGGUAAGCCUGAGUUUGAAUGAACUGUACAUCAGGCACAACCAUAAGGCACAUACAUAACGAUUUACACAUAUUCUCUUUUCUGGAACCAAACAAAUACUACUCGUAUACUGUCCGCUUG
Cucurbitaria berberidis CBS 394.84 is the source of this 4164-nucleotide messenger RNA. RefSeq names its product oxysterol binding protein 1. The record is from RefSeq and is a predicted model, not a curated record. The transcript has 6 exons. Gene Ontology annotation, molecular function: sterol binding; protein binding. Gene Ontology annotation, cellular component: cytosol; membrane; nuclear envelope. Lineage: Eukaryota; Fungi; Ascomycota; Dothideomycetes; Pleosporales; Cucurbitariaceae. Gene Ontology annotation, biological process: endocytosis; exocytosis; maintenance of cell polarity. Bases 317 to 4030 code for a protein of 1237 amino acids.